Molecule: messenger RNA, 1893 nt
Organism: Coregonus sp. 'balchen'
Lineage: Eukaryota; Metazoa; Chordata; Actinopteri; Salmoniformes; Salmonidae
Source: the annotation of a GenBank genome assembly
AUGGACAGAUACCAGGUCAGACUACACAAUACACAACAUAACAUUGCCAGUGUGGUCUUCAUUCUUCAUGUGAAGAUCACACUGUACAGAUGUUAGACUUCCUCAUUACACGUUUCUUUCUAUGUUUCUUUCAGGAUUUCUUCCCCUGCCUCUCUUCCCUCCCUUCCUUCGUUCCUUCUGUUUUAAUACCUGUGUGUGUGUGUGUGUGUGUGUGUGUGUGUGUGUGUGUGUGUGUGUGUGUGUGUGUGUGUGUGUGUCCUUGGUCUCCAGCUGGACCUGAAGGACGGGGAACGGAAGAUAGCCCAGCAGGCUGCCAAGCUACAUGGAGUGGACCUGAGCCACACCAUCCAGCAGGUCAACCAGGAGAAACAGGAAACCCAACAUUGCCUGGACACCAGUACUACCUGCCUGAGGCUAAUGUUACACUGAUGUUACACUGGGGCUUCCUCAGCAAGACCUGUUUACCAACUGUAAAAUUCCCGACUGGAAGUUGGAGUCCCUUAUAGGAAAUCUUCAUUAGCUGUUAGUGAAGGGAAUUGCUGGUCCUUCAUGUACAUAUUACAUCUAUGAUGACAUACAGUAGCCUACAGAGCAAUUCAGAGUAGGUAUAUGACAAUAUCUAUUCGACAGCACUUAUGCUGUGUUACUAUGAAUUCCAAUGCUAUUUGAUUCCUUGCAGCGUCCAGCAAGAUGGAGCUGAAGCGUAAGCUGAUCCAGGACCAGCAGAACCAGAUCCAGAGCCUGAAGAGCAGCGUUAACGAGACCCGGGUGGAGAAGCUGCAGAUCUCCUGCGACAUGCAGAAGCAGCAGCAGCUGGAGGAGCAGCGUGAGGAGUUCACCGCUGAGAUCCAGGCUCUGCACAGAGAGAUCAGGCUAAAACUCCACUCAGCUCAGAGAACCUGGCUGAGGAAACUGGCUGGAAUCUUACUAAAAUCUCAGUGGUAGAACUGUCUAACAGCAGGUGGUCCUUUUAUGGUUAUAACAGGUUUUAUUCUUCUGUAUUCUUCCUGUAUUGAUUCUGGAGUUUUGUAGUUGAAGUAAUAACAGAUGGUCGGUGUACAGCUUUAUCGUUGUAUCAGUGUCCCCUGUGUUGUGGUCCUCUGUAGCUCAGCUGGUAGAGCACGGCGCUUGUAACGCCAAGGUAGUGGGUUUGAUCCCCGGGACCACCCAUACACAAAAAUGUAUGCACGCACGACUGUAAGUCGCUUUGGAUAAAAGCGUCUGCUAAAUCGCAUAUUAUUAUUAUUAUUGUUGUGUUCAUGAAGCUAAGGAGCAGGUGUCCCCUCUGGCCGCCACCCUGGAGAAGCUGCAGCAGGAGAGGCUGGAUCUGAUGGAGUGCAGGAAGCAGAGGCAGGAGGAGGGACAAGAGAAGGUACCACCAUUACCGCUCCCUUCUCUCUCUUUCUCUUUUUAAUAUUUAACGGUCCAGCCUUGCCUGCUAAUUCUGCCAAAGUGCUAAUGGAGGACUACAUAUUCAGUCUGAAAACAGUGUUCUUCCAGUCACUGGAGGACUUAAUUUCCAUCGCCGACCUACCAUGUCUCAAUCAUGUCAAUGUUAUUAUUCUUUAUCUUUUAAUGCAUCGCUUCUAACAACCUUUUCAUUCCCUCCAUUCCAGAUAAAUAGCAUCAAAGACCGAGUGAAAAGCAUGGCCGCCUUUGAAAGGGAGAUUAUCAGACCCACAGAAGAGGGCAAGGAUGACUACAGAGGUAAACAUAGGUUCUGUUUGUUUCUCAUCCUCAUAAGCAUUAUCUUAAUGUCUUUUGACACACAUUUUUCAUGUGCUGUUUCUAUUGAAGCAAAAAGAGACCAGUACUCAGCUCCACGAGGCAGAGAAGCAACAGGAGAUGAUCAAAGACAGUGGAAACAUCAGACAGGACAUAGACACGCAGAAG